Glycine soja is the source of this 1626-nucleotide messenger RNA. RefSeq lists its product as uncharacterized. Lineage: Eukaryota; Viridiplantae; Streptophyta; Magnoliopsida; Fabales; Fabaceae. The transcript is spliced from 8 exons. The coding region runs from base 70 to 1221 and encodes 383 amino acids. The record is from RefSeq and is a predicted model, not a curated record.
AUUCUUAAACUUGGGCUGCUUCGGAUAGUGUGCAGUGACAACACAUCCUAGAAGUGAAGCGGAAUACGAAUGAGCAUAAACAUGGUAUCAUCGGUUCCUUGGACAAAGUCCUUCUUCCCGUUGUGGUUCUGGAACAAAACCCGCGUUCUACUCACACACCAUUACCGUUACCAUCACCGUCAUUCGCCACUCUCUGACACAGACAUGACCGAAGAAGGGGUUGUUGUCUCGUUGCAGGAAUGGCAGGGUUGGGGCACCAACUCCCCACUCCCCACCAUGGUUUCCCAAAUCGUUGAGGAUUUGAAGGUUCUGGAAGAAGAUUUGGAUGCCCACAUGAAUUUUGGAGGCAAUGGUGGAAAAUUACAGGGGAAUUUCAGAGUACAAGAAGAUAAGAAGCACCGUGCCACGUAUCAGGCUUUGGGUGAUUCAGAAAAGAAGCUCCAGUUUUAUUCGGCUAGACAGAUUGCUUGUCGCAUACUAGGUAGCAGGGGUUACCUUUGUCAAAAGUGUUGGCUUCCCAUGGAGGAUUGUAUGUGUUCAAAAGUCACAUCCUGUUCGCUCUACCCUGGAAUCAGAUUUUGGCUGUAUAUGCAUCCAAAGGAUUUCUUGAGACAGAACAACACUGGAAAGAUUUUGUGGCAGGUGUUUGGGGUUGAUGCGGCGACUUUGUGCCUUUUUGGUAUUCCUGAACAUGAGGAAAUCAUGUGGAAUUCCCUUAAAAUGGCAGGAAAAAGUAACGUGUGGUGCCUUUAUCCCAACAAGAAUGCAGUUUUAAAGUCAGUUCAAAAUGUGUUUGGUGAGGAACCAGUUGCAAGAGAUGAAGUUGCACCGUCCAAGCAGUUAAAAGUAGAUACAACCCAGCAUUUUAUUUUGAUUGAUGGGACAUGGAGCAAUUCAGCAGCAAUGUUUAGGCGCCUUCAGGAUAAAGCAAAGUCAGUUUGGGGAGAUGAGGACCUUGCCUGUAUAUCCCUAAAUCCUGGUGCUUCUGCUAUGCAUAAACUUAGGCCACAGCCAUCUUGGGAUCGUACAUGUACAGCAGCAGCAGCUGCUGGUCUGCUCUCAGAGCUCCAGCUUCUUCCACAGUUUAGCUCUUUUGAAUUGGAAAAACAGGCAGAAGCAGUAGAACAUGCUUUAACAGUCCUAUUAGAUGCCCUCACAAAUAGACGUCUUCGCAUGGGAAGAUCCAUAACACGAAAAAUGAGGCACACCAACAUCCAAUAAAAAUCUAACCAAGUUUAUUCUGACAACUUAUACAGUAAGCAUAUUGCUAUUUUUGGAAAUGGAGAAAGAGAAAUUCUCAACCAUGUACAUAGACUCUAUGAGAAAUGAUGGUUUUUGGUUAUGUGGUCAGGAUUUUCCAACUCCUUCACAUAUUAAACUUUGAUAAAGGUUUUAAUUUAAGGCUUAAAUUUCAGUCUGGAGAAUGAGUUAUAGAUUCUACUUUCCAUUUACAACAUUGGAUGGAAGUGUAUUUUUUUGUUUGUUUUUUUUUUUUUUUCUGUUGAAAAGAUAGAAUUGUACUUCUAAUGUAAUUCAGUAGUCCAUGGUUUGAAUCUAUCAUUAUAUCCUUGGAAGAUGAAAUGGAGAAGAAUGGAACAUAAUGGUUUGAAUCCAUUAUUAUUAAUC